CUUUGCGUCUCAAAAACGCGCCGAGUAACCGCGGAUUACAUUCUCAUUUUGUAUACAAAAUUUUGUAAUAAAGUUUACUAAAUUAUUUGUUGUAAAAUUGUUAUUUACACAAUAUAAGUUUUUAAAAUUUUGCAUUACUAGAUGGAAGAACAGAAAAAUACUUCAUCGACUCCCUCAGCUCAUCCAGAUGAAGCAACCAGGGAAUUGGAGCCUAAAUUAGGACGGGGGCAGAGGGGUAACAGACCUCAAAUUAGAUUUACCCCCUCCCUAUACGAUGCUCCCAGGCCGACUGCAAAAUUGGAUACUCCAGUCACGACGAGGGAAGAUGACACAAAACGUAGGGAGAAAAAUAUUUUAAAGAGCAAAAGGCCUGCAAAUGCAGACUCUGAUGAGGAAACUGCAGCAGCUUCAUUAUUUCUAAAAAAAGUAAAACAAGGAAACAAGCAAGUCACAGAUUCGAAUGACCAUGCUUGUCACGAUGCUGCUUUUGGGGACAUUGCAGAUAAGGAAAAAUCUGUGCGAGAUUUAUUAACCAAGGCUGUUGUUACAUCAUCCGAAACGCAGACUGAAGAACAUGGUGAUCCAUAUCUUGAAUUGGAACAAUUGCGCAAAGAUAACCUUAGAUUGACGAGAAUUGUAAUGGAUCAAAAAGAGGAGAUAGACGCCUUAAAAAAAUCACGUACCUCUGAAGUGAAUAAUCUCCAACCUUUACCAUACGUAGGUCCAAGCCUCGUCGAGAUUCGAAGAAUUAUUGAUGAAGCAAUUGCUCCAAUACAAAGGGACAUCAGAAUUAUUAGAAAUAAUUCUGACAAUCCCACGAAUGCAGCGUUAGAGGCAUGCGGUAGGGCCGACAGUGUGGUUUCUUGUGCUGGUGUCAACAUUUCAAAUGAUGUAUUGCAGAAAGUGAUAGGGUGUGACAAACUGUCAAGUAGGGUAACCUGCUUAUUGAGAGGCUAUUGGACAAAGGAGCAGUUGGCUAUAGCGUACUAUCAAAAACCGAAAACAGUCACUGGCAAUUAUGUUCAAGUUACAGAUAAUGAUAUAGACAAGAUUAGAAACAUUAUUCUGGAACUUCAGAUGACUGAAAGGACGAAAUUAAAAGUGGAAGAAAGCGUUUUAACUUUGUCAAAAAUAAAGUCACAUAUUUUACAGUCCUUAAAAAACGAGAGGAGAUAUUAUAAUGAUUCACUUCAGGAUGACAACUCAUCAGCCUCAACUGUUGAUUAAAAUCUUUUCUGCUCAUUUUUAGGAAGUAAAGUAUUUCCAUCCAAUGAAAAGUAAUACUUGCUUUGAGAUUCGCACAAUGGAUAAAAAGUUAUGUACAUUGAAAUCUGUACGAUAAAAAUAAUUUUCUUACCUGCGCUGAGUUUCGCGCAAUAGAAAAAUCCUUUUACUUGCGUUGAUUUUCGCGCAAUAGAAAAAUCCUUUUACUUGCGUUGAUUUUCGCGCAAUAGAAAAAUCCUUUUACUUGCGUUGAUUUUCGCGCAAUAGAAAAAUCCUUUUACUUGCGUUGAUUUUCGCGCAAUAGGAAAAUCCUUUUACUUGCGUUGAGUUUCGCGCAAGAGAAUAAGUUAAUAAUACAAAGUCCUACAGCUUGCGAUGAGUCAUCUCGCAAGAAAGUAGAACUUUCAAUUGUCCAAAUUUCUUGUGCUGAAUUUUCGCACAAAUGUCAUUGGGCAUACACUACAUUUAAUGUGAGCAAAAAUGGUGGUUUUAGUGGGUAGGUCCAACAAUGGAGAGUCCCACACUACCGUACGGUGUGCCUAAAUGCAUUUCCACCAGGAGAAAAAAAAAAAAAAAAAAAAAAAA
Molecule: messenger RNA, 1809 nt
Organism: Leptopilina heterotoma
Lineage: Eukaryota; Metazoa; Arthropoda; Insecta; Hymenoptera; Figitidae
Exons: 7
Coding region: 142-1227 (361 amino acids)
Source: RefSeq, a predicted model, not a curated record